UGGAUAUAGUUCGCCUUUUUGAAAUUAGGAUACACAGUCAAGGUCGUUGUCACUCUGCAUUAUGAAGAUGACAUCUAAUAAAACCAGUUGGUGUCCAGGACUAUGUUGGUCAGUCGUGUGGUUACUGAUAUGGUUUCUCGCUUGGCCCAUGGCAUUUAUUUUGGCCGUGGUUGAAGUAUUUCUAAUACCUUUUUGUGUAUGCUUCGAGAAAGCCAAGACUGCUUGCGAAUUCAUUGACAGGAUAUAUAAGGUGAGUUUCUUUCUUUCUGACUAUGAACCUUGUGUGCUUUGUCAUGAGGAAGUCCAUUGUGCUGAUAAAUAGUAGAUGCACGGUAUAAAAUAGUACGAGAGGUUUUCAGCCACCGGAGAAUAAUUCUUCGUUAUUUUGAAUCCGGCUUCCUUCAGAUAAUUGCUUGCUAUAUCGAUUUUUGCAUUUGAUCCAAUAGACAAUGCUAGAUAUAUGCGUCCUCUAUUGUAUAAUCCUGGAAUACCUGUUCCUUCAUCAGAUGGUGAAGCUCCCCAGUUUGUCUGAUGACACGUCUGAUGAUAUACGUUUUGUCUAUUUUUCGGACAAGUUCCAUAACAAAAAAUACCUCGUCAAUGUAGAGAAUAGCACUUCUUCUUCUUCAUAAAAGCCUUCUAAUUGUUUGCCUUCAUUGUAUACUCGUGUUAGUGUACGCGCAUGCAUAUACGCUUGUGUAAUUGUUUCAUAUGAAUUGUGCAUAUAACCAGUCUGUAGUUUAUAGUGUACUAUUUAUUAUAUCUAAGAUCACACAUUUAUAAAUACUCUUUAAUAAUUUAUCACUCUUGUGGUGAUUUGCUUUCCUAUUCUUUUUGUUCUACUCGUCAAGUGUGCUGAUACUGUUUUCGUUUAUUUUUUACCUCAUUCCAAAGUUGUUUUUUCAAAAAAUGCAAAUAUUACGUAUAUACUCAUAAUUUGCCUUACUUAGUUCUUAUAUCUAGUAAAUAUAUCCUAUUCUGUCUUUUGGCUGUUGCAUUUUAACACUCAGUUUAUUGUAACUGUUAAAUACACACAAACACACGCAUACACAUUUAUAUAUACAUUUGCCCAUUCUGUUCAUCAAGCACAUAUAUUCGAAUAUGAUUUUUUUGUGUGUAUGUUGACACUAUCAUCAUCUCUACCUACAUCCAUGAUAUUCACUACUCUACAAUGUUUUUGAGAGCAUAAAGACUUCAUUACUGUAUCACACAUUUGUUAUUAUACUACUAAUGUUGUUGCCAUUUUUGUCGCCAUCAUUGUUGUUCUCUUUCUUCUUCUUAUUGUUGUUGUUCUAUCCUAGAGAGAUUGUGAUUUCUGUGAUAUCGAUACAUUUCCACAUAGGCUCCUUCGCCUUACACAUCCUCACUAUCUGCCUCAUUGUUGUCAUAUUUCAAACAAAUCACUAAUGUUACAAAGGGUAUAUAUACACACACGUACUUACGCACGCAAGUACACACAUGUUUCCCCCUAUUUUAUAUACCAUUCGCUUUUCUUAUAUGUAAAUGCUGUAUACUUAUUUGUAACCUUGUUUUCAAAUCUUUCAUCUCUAUUAAAAAUGAUUAUUCAGUAAUAACCUUAAAUUAAUUUCUAGUACACUUGAUUUCUCCUUUGCUAGAAAUCAUUAUGUACCUAUUAUUAUUAUUAUUAUUAUUAUUGCAAUUUAUCUAAUUUCCAGAAUUUUUAAAACAGCUAUUUCUGUCGAACUACUUUUCUUCCUGCCUAGCUGUUGUAUGUUAUUUCACAGCCAUUGGAACUUGUGUUUUUCUUCUACUUGCUUUCUUCAUGUAUGUGUGUGUGUGCGUAUGUGUGAUACUUAGAUAGCAGGCGGUAGCGGUACUGCGAAAGUAUCAUGAAUGAAAUCUAAAUUGUGUGCAUUAUAUUAUUAAUUUUUCUGUGUAAUCAAUGUGUACUUAUAUAAUGUGAAUAUUAU
Messenger RNA from Trichobilharzia regenti, 1931 nucleotides. The record is from the annotation of a GenBank genome assembly. NCBI's taxonomy places the organism in Eukaryota, Metazoa, Platyhelminthes, Trematoda, Strigeidida, Schistosomatidae.